Molecule: messenger RNA, 919 nt
Organism: Anolis carolinensis (green anole)
Lineage: Eukaryota; Metazoa; Chordata; Lepidosauria; Squamata; Anolidae
Product: C-type lectin Cal
Exons: 5
Coding region: 229-774 (181 amino acids)
Molecular function (GO): signaling receptor activity
Source: RefSeq, a predicted model, not a curated record
CUCAAAAUACAGCAAUACAGGUUUCUUGAGAAUUUAAUGGGUGAAGGAUCCAUAAAGGAACUUGUUGUUGAACUGGACGAAACCAAAAUAUGGAGAAGGGUUUCUAUUACUCGUAGCACAAAAUUUGCAUUUAUUAUAGUUUUCCAUCCAAUAGGAGGUGUUUGAGGUGACUGACAUAUAUGAUGCUCAGAAUCUAACUCACCUAUUGUCUUUACAUUGUGAAAUAAGAUGAAGGAUUCAAUGAACUUAAUAAAACUUCUUUUUCUCUCCACUUUUAAGGCCAACGAGAAGAUGAGGUCCCUCAAAUUAUUAAGUCUUUGCUUUCUUGGCUUCCUGAUCUCCAGUUCUUUCCCAGAAACCAAAGCUGACACCUGUGCCAGGGAAUGGCUUCAAAACCAGGGCAACUGCUAUGCCUAUUUCGAUAACAAGUUGACAUGGCAAGAGGCUGAGAUUGAGUGCCAGAGCUAUGGCCGUGGGGCCCAUCUUGCCUCUGUCCUCACCAAAGCAGAGACCCUUCUGGUGGCUGAACACAUCUCCACUUACCAACAAGAACCAAGCAAUGUCUGGAUUGGGCUCCAUGUUGUUCGUCAGACCAGGAAAUGGAGGUGGGCUGAUGAAUCUGUAUUCAACUACAAGGCAUGGAAAAGUGGCCAGCCCGACAACUACCUUAACUCAGAACACUGUGUAGAACUCCGACUUUCCACAGGUUUUAAGGAAUGGAAUGAUAUCCAGUGCAGGAAUCGCAACGCCUAUAUCUGCAAACAUGAGUUGUAGAACAACCUGUGAAGCACCGUGCUGGGAUGAAAUUGGACUUCACAGUGAUGGAUACUUCUUUGAUGAUAAUUCACUAUAUUUUUUUCCCAUAUGAAUCUGUAAAGAUGACCUUGUCCCUUUCAAAAGACUCUGUUUGCAGUCCCCU